AUGGACCCCUUUGGAAGUUCCCGAAAUCAUCAGUUGUUUGUCCUACUGGCUCAACGCAUUAGUUCGCUAGUCAUUCAUUUAAUAAAACACGCGAGGCUACAGUGUCUUCCAGUUCAAGAAGCUUUUCGUCAAGCCCUUCUGACCAUGCAUCGAGAGUUAACGCAAUUUUUAUUCCCUCACUCGCAUUCAUUCGAGCAUAGCUUUCAGCUCCGAAAUUCGGGCCCAUCUUUUCAAACUCUUUCUUCCAUGCCACAUUACCAUUUCCAUCCCACAUCUCAACAUUCGACCGCUGCGGAUCAAUUUGCUGAUUUUCGUGGCAGUAUCACUCCACCGGAAGAUAUCACACCGCCCCACAAUACACCAACAGGCUCAGUGAUCGGUUUUACUUCGACGCCCAUCCGGUCACCAGUUGUACGCUCUCGGUCGGAACCCUUCGCACUCAUUAAUCAGCUGUUGAUGGCGAUGCACUCUUCCGAUGGCGGCAAUUUGUCAAGCGUCACCGACCAGUACACUAAUGAUCCCGUCUUCCGCGAACGAAUGCUCAGGGAGGUGGACGAGUUGCGUUCUUUAAUCCUUACGCCAUCGGAAUGUCCGAGUAAUGUGGCAGGGCAAGCUUUGCGAUCACUUUUGGAUCGAGUAGAACAAGCCGAAAUAACACUUUCGUUGCUCAUCCGUAACAUAGAGCUAUUGCAAAAUAAUUCAUGAAAAAAACUGAAAAACAAUUAUGAAAAAU
This is a messenger RNA of Anopheles moucheti, 733 nucleotides long. RefSeq lists its product as uncharacterized. Bases 1 to 705 code for a protein of 234 amino acids. The transcript has 2 exons. NCBI's taxonomy places the organism in Eukaryota, Metazoa, Arthropoda, Insecta, Diptera, Culicidae. The record is from RefSeq and is a predicted model, not a curated record.